Messenger RNA from Annulohypoxylon maeteangense, 1828 nucleotides. Its product is annotated as geranylgeranyl pyrophosphate synthetase. The record is from RefSeq and is a predicted model, not a curated record. Bases 546 to 1784 code for a protein of 412 amino acids. The transcript has a single exon. Lineage: Eukaryota; Fungi; Ascomycota; Sordariomycetes; Xylariales; Hypoxylaceae.
CCGAUGUUUGACGUAUACAACAAUUGGAGGGGUACAGGUGCAUUAAUCCGUCAACGAAUUAAAAGUUGACAACUUUCGCGCAAUUAACAUCAGAUGGAAUGAAAAACCCAAUUGCGCAAAUGCGCGAUAGGUAUGUAUCUCUGUUUACAGCGGACUCUUCCACUUCCAUCGAUCUUGCAAUCUAGCUCAGCCUCAGCUUCCUGCACGAACCCUAAUUCAGGGAUCAUGGUUUGACAAUUAGUUACACUAUGUUGCUGUCUAGCCGUUUAUUUGCGCGCGGGAUGCUCUCACCGGUGUCUGCUUAGGUAAUCAAAAAUGACCUAUAACUUGACCAUCCUACCAUCGCUCAUCGAUAGACGGCAGCCUGCUUAAUGCACGUAUGUGUCGUCGAGUGUCCAAUUUCUUCUCUCAACCGUGUAACCACACAAUUGACAGACGUGCUGCCUCCAGAAUGUAAUUAAAUAAUGCAGUCAAUUCAUCUUUCAUCAAGUUUGUUCUGUAUCGGCUUUCAUUAAGAGUCAUUGCAUCGUCGUCGAUACAUCAUCAUGGCUUCGCGCACUACUGUUAUUUCCCGCCAAGACCUUCAAGGGAACACCACUUCAGCGGCUAGCAUCACUGAAGUGAAGCCUCUGUCAUCAUAUAGCUGGAUCGAGGCUCCUGUCCCUACGAUUGCCGUUCCGGGUAUUCCCCCAAGAUGGACCCCUCCGAGCGGCCAGCGACGACUUCCAAAGGAUUCUGGCCUGGUUUAUAUCGCCCAAAACGCUGCCCGCCAUCCUAGCAGUCCUAUCGAGCCAUUAUUUCGGGCGCUAUUCAUUACUCAGCCUACCUUUGACAUCCUCGCGACCGAUGUUGUCACCGAUCGGAACAAUAUUCGCAAGUUGAUGUCCUUCGUUGAUCCUUCCUCAAGCAGGAACGGGCUCGAACCAUUCGUUAUCGACGUCGAGGUCACAAAGCAUACAGCUAUCUUCAGUCGAAUGGAGACCAAGACCAAAGAGAUCAUCGAACCUCAUGAAUUCAAGGGAUAUGGUCACGAGUUCGAAAAAGCAUACACCACUGAUGACAUCGAUGGAAGUACUGGCCAUCACCGAAUCGUCUCCUACAAAUUCAGCGGUCUAAACUUCAUCGUUCGCCAUGAGGUGGACGGGUAUGUAAAGGGUCACGCAGAAGCGUCCUCCAGCGGAAAAGGACGCGCAACCGACGACAUCUCAAGUCUCAUGGGCGACUUAUCUCUCUCUACAGCCGCCAGCACCGCCAAAACCUCAAGAGUCGAGGGAUCAAAACUAUUCAUUCGAGAAGAAGGCCACAUCGUGCCCAUUGAAUCUACCCUCGAGAUUAAGACGCGAGUCGCGCACAAACCCCUCAACCUCCAAGAGAUCGCACCGCAACUCUGGACUUCUCAGACGCUGAAGCUUGUUCGAGCAUACCAUACCCGUGGCAUUUUUCAGGAGCCGCGCGUCGAAGAUGUAUCGGCGGAUAUCAGAAGAUGGGAGCAGGGAAACCAGGCGAACUUGAGGAACCUGGCCGCUCUCAUUAAGAAGAUCAUUAGCGUGACGAAGGGAUACGGCGGAAGGGCUACAGUCAAAUACGACGCUGUGAGGGGUUAUUUGGUGAUUAGAGAGACCAAUGAUAAGCCGAUGUUACCGAAGGACUUGUAUUCCAAGUGGGAUGGCGGGGAUGAUUCGGAAGAGAAACCUCAAUCCGACUUGGGUGAACAGGAGUCUAAAGUACGCGGAAAAUCUACCGACGCGAUUAGUGGUAAAGCCAGCAAGGAGGAGGGUGUUUGAGAUUUACCAACCGUUGACCAUCGGGGUUACACAUUGAGUAUCUG